Molecule: messenger RNA, 2280 nt
Organism: Prorocentrum cordatum
Lineage: Eukaryota; Dinophyceae; Prorocentrales; Prorocentraceae
Source: the annotation of a GenBank genome assembly
AUGGCGCGGUCCCCGCGCGGCGGCGGCUGCGGAAGGCGCUGCAAGGCCUACUGGAUGUGCAGCUGUGGCGGGUGGAACUGGGAUUGGCGCACCUCGUGCCUGUGCUGCGGGCAUGCGGCCCCGCCUUGGGCGAUGGGGGCGCUCUCAGCCAAGGCGAGGCCCAAGGCGGACAAGGACGGCUGGGUGGAUCAGCCACGUGGCGCCGCCGAGCCCCCCGACGGAGUGGACGGCUGCUCCACCGACGCCGUGGUCAGGCAGCUGGAGGCGAAGCGGGCCGAGUUGGUCAAGGCCCAAAAAGCAGCAGCGGAGCAGAAGACCUCUUCCCUGCCGCGGGCGACUCGGCUUCACAGGGAGGCGAACGCCAUCAGCAAGGGCGAGAAGCGGCUCCGGGCAGCCCGCCAGGUGCUUGUGCAGAAGCAGGAGGCGCGCGACCUCGUCGAGGCCCAGCUGCAGAAGGCCCAGGAGGAGCUCGCGGAGCUCGACGCGCAGGUGGAGGAGGCGAGCCGCGCGCUCCAGGCGCUGCGUCGCCAGCGCGCGGCAGAGUGGACAGGAGCCAACCAAGCGCCAGGGCUCCUCAUGCAGCUGGAGAAGUUGCCAGAGGCGUGGAGCUCCAGCAACUUCGAGGUGGCAUGGGCAGCCAUUCGCGCACAGAUGGAGGCAGUGCGGGCGCAGCUCGAGGGAGCCCCAGCGGCCCCCAAGCGUGCGCCGUGGGCCGAGUCCUGCCCCAUGGAGGAGACCAGCAGCGACGAUGGCGAGCUCGCGGACGGCGGCGACCCCUGGCAGCCCCAGCCAGCCGCCGAGCGAGGCCAAGCCGAGCGGCACGGCGAGGCGCUGGGCGAGUGGCCGACGGUGGCCCAGGCAUGCAAGCGGGAGCUGUCGGAGAGGUGCAGGCAGGGCCAGAGAGUGCCUAGCAAGGCCAGUGCGGCGGGCCUGCGCCUGCACGAGAGCGGCGCCGAGGGCGUCGGGAGUGACCUGGUAGGCCGCCGCGGCAUGGGCGUCCUCGGCAAGCCCAGGGGCCAGGAGAGCGCUGCAAGGCCCAGCUGGGACUUCAUCCUCCUGGGCGCCGAGGAGAACGCAGCUGGGGCCAUCGAGUUCGGCACUAGCGAGUGGGGCGACCGCAGUGACCAAGCUGGCGUACAUGGUGACCCCGAGGCUACUGCAGUGCUGCAGCGGCGCCUCGCGAGCUCCCUGAAGCGAGAUGGCGGCAAGAGCUCGGCCUCCUGCAGGAGAUGGGCCAAGCAGGCCGUGCAGAAGGGCGACAGACUCGCCCGCAGGUUUGCCAAGGCUGUGCCGCCCCUGCCAGUGGUGGAUCCAGGCUCAACGCUGCCGCCCCUCAACCCGGAGAUGCUGCAGGCCGUUCGCAAGCGUCGCUCGCUGGCGGCGAGCCUGGGCGCUGACCAGCUCCACCCACGGCAGCUGCUGCUGCCCCCCUCGGCCCUGCGCUUGCGCGGCCUGGCCCUCUCGGAGGCCCGCGAGGAGCAGCCCAUGGCCCUCGAGGCCGCAGCAGGCCUGCGCCGCGCCUCGCCCGUCUACGAUGGGGAGCGGACCCAGUGGGGCGGCGACUUGCGCCUUGUGCCAGAGCGGUGCAUGGCCAUGGACACCCAGGAGAUCGCGGCGUGCACCAAGCGUGGCGCCUACAAGGUGCUGGGCGGCCGCGCGGGAGGCAAGUCUCGCCUCGAGGUGCAGUGCCCAGGGCCCAGCUACCUGACCAACAAGUCGGGCAGGAACCAGCGCAGCCUGCGGGGGCGAGGGCUACGCCCUGGCAGACCGCGUGCAGACCAGCGGAGAGUGAGAGCAGAGGGCAUCCCCGCCUUGCGCUCCCAAGGGCCAGUGCCAGGACAUGCCCAGGAGCGCUACCUGGAGUGGAUAGGCAUCGAGGCGGAGCCCGCGGGCGGGGCCACAGCCGCAGCCAGCAGUUCGGGCAGCGGCCCAGCGGCCGCGGCAGCGCAGGGGGCGCAGGCGGCGGCGGCCAGCCUGCCCCAGCAGCGGCCAGGGUUGAGCGCGGACGCCGCAGGCGUGGCAGCCGAGGAGGAGCUCGCGGCAGCGGGAGCCCCACCCAUCGGCGGCCUGGUGAGCCGCAGGGUCCGCCGCCGCCUGGCGCGCCGCGGCUCGGAGCACCUGGAGUUCUGCCUGGAGGAGUUCGGCAGUGAGGCGGGGCCUACAGGCGGAGCCUCAGCCGCGGCCAGCAGCUCGGGCGGCAGCCCAGCGGCCCCCGCGGCAGCGCCGGCAGCGGAGGCGGCGGAGGUUGCCGCCGUGAGCAGCGCGGCGGGCGGAAGGUAG